AUGAAAGAGUUGGACUCUAUGCCAAUACACAGAAACGCCAGUAAAGUGUGUCUGAAAACCGGAUCAAACUCGAGCAUCGGUAGUAAAGACACCAUCGGUGAGGACGACGAUGACGUGGCGUCGGUAUUGUCUGAAGUGGACAUCGAAAACAUCGGUAAAGACGGUCCAUACUAUCAUAUGAUUCGUCGCAUACUAUAUCCGUUUGCAUUGACCGGUGCGCCCAUUGUCUACUGUCUCCGGCGUCCAGACAAACCGUUUACAUACCUCAGUCGACACGGAUUGCUAAAUAUAUAUUCAAUAAUAAUGGGUAUACUAGUGCACAGUAUAUGUCUAUUUUGGUUAUACCGUGUUUUCUAUCAUAUUGUGGCAGUGGGUCAGCUCAGUGAUCAAUUAUGGGACGAAAUAUUUACAUUUAUCUACAGUCUGGUGGGUGUGUGGGCACUGGACAUGGGUUGGAUCUAUAGGAAACAAUUGCGUCAAUUGAUCCGUGGAUUGGAUCGGACGCCACAUUUAGACCAAACAGUACUAAUGCAUUACAAAUACUUUCAUUGGAAAUAUCAGUUGAAACUGACGUUUUUGACAUUUUUUGUUAUAUCACUACUCAUAUUGUGUGUCGUCUAUAUUGUUGUACUAAUUUUUAUGGCAAUCAAUACCCGUCAUAAACCCCGUCCUAUACUAACCGAUCCCAUGUUUACAUUUGUAACACUGUAUUCACUAUAUGUAGUAUUGUUUGUUAUGGUCCUCUAUAUAGCCUUGUGUUGGAUAAUGAAGUUCCGUUUCGAACACUUGAACUUUUAUGUACAGACACUAACCAAACGUCAGGUUAAACCUGAACUCAAGCACCUGGAGAUUGUCAAACAAUGGUAUAAAGAAAAUCUUGAUAACGUCGACAAAAUCGAUCAAAUAUUUAAUGGUUUUAUAUUUGCAUAUUUUGUAUUUCUAUUUUUCGGUAUAAUUGUUGAAAUCGGGGAUCUGUUGGCAUUGUUUAAUAAUAAUGCCAAUAAUACUGACAAAAGUCAAGUGAUAUCCACUUUGAUUGUCAUAACAUUGAUGUUGUUUUCAAUGUUUUAUACAAUCAAACAGACAUCCGAUGUUACCGAUCAAUCCAUGAAUACCGGGAAAUACCUGUUCGAGUAUGUCUUGGCUACCGAUCCGUCAGAUAGAAGUCAAUUAUAUACUAAUGAGAUGCAAUUAAUAGCAUCGGGUCUACUAUCAAACAGUGCUAACCUAACACUGUUUGGUUUAGUCAAUCUGAACCGUGAUUUUAUGGCACAGGCAGUUGUUUUUCUCUACACUAUUGCCAUACUAUUCAAUGAACUGAUGUUUGUCGCCAAAGAGGAUAACCUACACAUUAGAAAUGUUACACAUAUUUUAGCCAAUAAUAUUGAUAUAUAA
Oppia nitens is the source of this 1395-nucleotide messenger RNA. RefSeq lists its product as uncharacterized. The transcript has 4 exons. The record is from RefSeq and is a predicted model, not a curated record. The coding region runs from base 1 to 1395 and encodes 464 amino acids. Gene Ontology annotation, biological process: sensory perception of taste. Gene Ontology annotation, cellular component: membrane. NCBI's taxonomy places the organism in Eukaryota, Metazoa, Arthropoda, Arachnida, Sarcoptiformes, Oppiidae.